AUGUCCGGCUCGGUUGGUGGUGACGAUCCGUUGGAUAUCUCGGGCCAUGCAAGACGUUCGGGACAUCCAGAGCUUCCUCAGCCGUUGAUCACGACCACGGGUGUGUCGGGUGCUAUGACUGCGUCGACCCAGGAGCAUACACAGCCGCCACUUGCUUACCAUGAUCCGUCAGCUCCAAGAUGGCCGCCGUCGUUUGGUCCGCAAGGCGUUUCGCAGCCAGAAGUGUCGUAUCCGCCUCCUGUCAUCCCGACUACUACCUCGCCAGGAUCAGCGUCGAGAAAUCUGACCCAGAAACCGACCAGGCGUACAAAGGCUCAUGUGGCAUCUGCGUGUGUCAAUUGCAAAAAGAAGCACUUGGGUUGUGAUUCGGCACGGCCGUGCCGACGAUGCGUUCUGUCUGGCAAAUCCUCGACAUGCGUUGACGUUACGCACAAGAAACGAGGACGGCCGCCGCUCAAGGCAGAGGAGGCUUCUCUGAGACCGUAUAGCACGCGGUUCGACCAGUCUGCAUCAGGGGACCAGGCUUCGCAGACCAGGCGUACCCUACACAGAACCACUGGUUCUCGCGAGAUCCGACCCGUGACGGACCUGCAAAUGCCUGCACAUCCAGGAUCAAUGGGACUGCCGCCGCAGAGAUGGUCGACCUCGAUGUUCACUCCUCAAGCGGUUGAUCCUGCGUUGACAAUGCCCGGAAACCCGGGACACAGGAGGUUCUCUUCCGCGGGAUCGAUACAGCCGUUGGGAGCAGCAGCUCCUCCGCCACCGGGAUACGUCCCUAUGGCUGGACCCAUUAGUCCCGUUUUCGGAGGAAGCCGCAUGCCCCCAGUCAUGGGAAGACCGCCAUCGUCCUAUGCGAAUCAGCCCUUCCAACCGCAAACCACCUCCUCGCCGACAUACCAACCCGUCUACGGCGGCUCGCCGUACAUGAGUCGCCAGCCCAUGGGCGAAUCACCCCUCUCGCGAGACCCCCAAGAGUCCUACCUGGAGUCCCCAGUCAGACUCCCUCCGAUCUACCCCCCGAUGCCAAGCGCUGGCGCAAGCCCCCCAGCUCAGAGCCAGGGCCACCGACUGAGCGACCCCUUUCCAUCUAACUGGUCCCCACGCACCCGCGAGGAACUCCCUCCCCCAAUGGUCCAACACCACCCGAGCAUCAUGGACCCUGUCUCGCCUCACACGCAGACCCACCACUACCAUCCUGCUCCUACCGACUUCAACUUCCCUCAUCAGCAGGCUCUCCCGCGACCGCCAGAGUCCGUUACCCCCGCGCACCGGCACUCGGUCCACUUGCCUUCGUCCAGCACACAUGCACAAGCAAGGGAUGAGCCGCAGUCCGGGGCGGAGGGCGAAAGUGGCGAUGGAAGGCCCACCAAGCGUCGCAAGAUGGCCUUGGAUGAUAUGGUCAAUGAUUAA
This is a messenger RNA of Aspergillus chevalieri, 1410 nucleotides long. It is a transcript of the gene sclB, whose product is annotated as putative C6 transcription factor. Gene Ontology annotation, biological process: regulation of DNA-templated transcription. The coding region runs from base 1 to 1410 and encodes 469 amino acids. Gene Ontology annotation, molecular function: zinc ion binding; DNA-binding transcription factor activity, RNA polymerase II-specific. Lineage: Eukaryota; Fungi; Ascomycota; Eurotiomycetes; Eurotiales; Aspergillaceae. The transcript has a single exon. The record is from RefSeq and is a predicted model, not a curated record.